GUAAAAACUUUUCUUUACUCUCGAUCGGAAUAAGCUAUCCCGGCGAACGUCUCCGGAGAUCCACCCGUACGCAUCCGUCCGGACCGGAGGAGUUGGUGUCUAUCUGGUUGCAAUUGGGUGGCAUAUGGCGGAACCACCGUCGCCGCCGGCGAAGGACAACAAGCUGUUCAAGGGAAUUUUCGCUGUGACGGGGAUCAUGUCAACCCUCGUCAUCUAUGGUGUCUUACAGGAAAAGAUAAUAAGGGUUCCAUAUGGAUCAAAUAAAGAGUAUUUCACUUACUCGUUGUUUCUUGUGUUCUGUAAUCGCAUUACAACAUCUGCUGUCUCUGGUGGAUUUUUACUGGCAAGCAAGAAGGUCUUAGAUCCUGUAGCUCCACUUUAUAAAUAUUGUAUUAUAUCUGUUUCAAACAUUUUGACCACAACAUGUCAGUACGAGGCCCUCAAAUAUGUAAGCUUUCCUGUUCAAACCUUAGCAAAGUGUGCCAAGAUGAUUCCUGUAAUGAUAUGGGGCACUCUCAUCAUGCAAAAGAAGUACCAAGGACAAGAUUAUUUGUUGGCUUUCCUGGUGACACUUGGGUGUUCAUUAUUUAUUCUAUACCCGGGAGCAGGUGAUAUUAGUCCUUACAGUAAGGGAAGGGAAAGCACUGUUUUGGGAGUUUCCCUUAUGAUCGGGUACCUUGGGUUCGAUGGCUUUACAAGCACAUUCCAGGAUAAACUCUUUAAAGGCUACGAUAUGGAAAUACACAAUCAGAUAUUUUACACAACAUUAUGUACAUGCUUCCUCAGUUUCUUUGGUCUCAUCUUACAGGGAAAUCUUCUCAUGGCAAUAAAUUUUGUUUCACUUCACCAUGAUUGUUUCUUUGACAUUCUUCUCCUUUCAAGUGUGGCUACAGCCAGUCAGUUCUUUAUUUCUUACACAAUCCGAACUUUUGGUGCUCUCACCUUUGCUACAAUAAUGACCACAAGACAGUUAGCUAGCAUUCUCCUGUCAUGCUUGUGGUUUGGCCACCCUCUCAGCUGGGAACAAUGUGUUGGAGCUGUGAUCGUGUUCAGCUCCCUUUACUCGAAAAGCUUUUUGAUAAAGAAACCAAAACCUUUGCACACCGAAGAUUUGGAGAAUGGAGAUUCUGUCCCAAUUAAAGGGUAAUAAUGCUAACUGUUAAGGGCCAUUCGUUCAUUUUUUUUCUUUUUUGGUUAAUGGUUAUGUUUUGACUUUUGGAACUGUUAUCUAAGCACUUUGACUCAUCAAAUUCUCUCAAUGUGUAAGCCUAAAAAUAGUCAUGUGUGAUCUUGUUUGAUUCGUCUUAACAUAUAUAUUAUUAAUAUAUAAUUUUUAUAAUUUUUUAAUAUACAAAUUACAAGAUAAAAUGGAUUAAAGAAGUGCAUUGGAU
This is a messenger RNA of Cuscuta campestris, 1391 nucleotides long. Lineage: Eukaryota; Viridiplantae; Streptophyta; Magnoliopsida; Solanales; Convolvulaceae. The record is from the annotation of a GenBank genome assembly.